Messenger RNA from Linum tenue, 820 nucleotides. NCBI's taxonomy places the organism in Eukaryota, Viridiplantae, Streptophyta, Magnoliopsida, Malpighiales, Linaceae. The record is from the annotation of a GenBank genome assembly.
UGGACGCUGAACCCGUAGCCCGCCACUUCCCUCCUCUUGCACGACCUCUUCAUCAAGUUGUGUUGGAUAGCAUCCUAGUGCCAUAUAUUUUGUUCCAAAUGACUCGUGAAACCUCCAAAUUGUUAGAGCAGAGUCAACUGAAGGUGUUAUUUUCAUGAAUAGGUCAAACAAAUGGAUCAAGCUAUAGACUAUAGUUUCCUUGUCCUGAUCGGGCAAAGCAUAGCCAGGGGCAGGGUAAUGGCUCGGAGCGGAAGUCGGCGGCGGCGUGGAUGUGGAACUACUUGGGUUGGUAAGCCGGUACGAAGCAACCCAAGACCCAGAGAGCCGAGAUCUGAUCCUCUCCUCGAUUUGCCAACACUCAGGCCUGCCUCCACCAACCGCCAGCGCUCAUUAAUUAUCUCGAUCCUCCAAGCGGCGAUGCCGUUUUGGAAUCCGAUCACAGCGACGACUAGAUGGAUGAUGUGGAAGAAGAAAAAGAAGAGGAGGAGGAGUUCAGGUAUGCAAUAUUCGAUUGGGACAGUGGUUUGUCGAGGGUGGUAGUGCUGACGGCAGAAGAGCUCCGGCGGCGCAGCCGCACAAUUCUUCAUAUGGGAAGAAACUGAUAAUUGAGGAAAUGAAAAAUAAUUCCCUCCUAUUGUUUUAUUAAUUUCACGGAGGAAUCAGUAUGUAUAAUUGGACCGAAGAAUUGAUCGUCUCUUUUGUGUGAGGGAGAAAUGGAGAGGUCUCUGUUGGUACGAGGAAGAAGAGGGGUUUGGAAAACAGGGGAAAAGAAACGGGGAAGAAGACGGUUAAAAUUAGGAGUUUAAUUGCAAUUAUCAAU